Vidua chalybeata is the source of this 686-nucleotide messenger RNA. Its product is annotated as transmembrane protein 17A-like. Bases 17 to 499 code for a protein of 160 amino acids. Gene Ontology annotation, biological process: non-motile cilium assembly. The transcript is spliced from 3 exons. The record is from RefSeq and is a predicted model, not a curated record. Lineage: Eukaryota; Metazoa; Chordata; Aves; Passeriformes; Viduidae. Gene Ontology annotation, cellular component: ciliary transition zone.
CCUGCCCCUCCAAGUGAUGCUCUACUUCAAUGUCUACUACUUCCCAGUCUGGUGCCUGGCUGAGGGGAUUAUGCUGCACCUGAAGUACCACCUGCUGCCUUGGCACUAUCAGUUCCUGCUGGUAACAGCCUUCCUCAUCCUCUCGCUGGCUGAGGGCUCCCGCCUCUACUUGGGCUACCUGGGGAACCUCCAGGAGAAGCAGGUUCUGAUCCUGCAGGUGCCUGAGCUGGCUGGGUUCCUGCUCCUCUCCUUCCUGAUCCAGCUGCCCCUCCUGCUCUUCCUGCUGAUGGACAGGCAGGUCAUCCACCUACCGCUGGAGGUGUCCGUGCACAGCUUGUUCCUAGCCUUCCUCCUCCCCGAGAUCGUGGCUGCCUUCCUGGCGCUGAGGACCAUGACCAAGCAGCUGGCAGCACAGUUCUACCUGCGGCAGUUCCAGGAGGGUGGGAGGGGCCAGCUGGAGCCAGGGGGCACAGGGGGACAGGCAGCCGAGAUGGGAUGAUGCUGCAUGACUCCUCCACCCCACACAGGUGGUCCUGGCAAGGAGCAUUAAACAGUGCUUGAACCCACAGACACUGUUUCUGCGCUUUGUGGAGACCCCAGAACAGCACCCAGGCACAGCCCAGCUGAUCCCAGCCUUGCACCAGCUAGCACAGCCUGGGAAAAGUGGGAGUGAGGGGUUAGCACCU